UUUGUUUAUAUUUGCUGAUGUAAUGCAUGCAACUCUAAAUACACUAAAAUAGUAAACAUUGUCCAUAACCUUACCAUUUCCACUUGAAAUUGUGCCACAUUCAGCAGUACUCAAAUUAUUCAAUUUUACCACAAAGAAUGUAAUUUCUAUCGGAGUGAUAAUAAGUCCUUAAAAAUGGAUUCCAAGCAACGUAUACACGUUAUGACUUUGGCUAAUAGCAUAAUUGGGGUGAGCAUAUUGGCAAUGCCUUUCUGCUUCAAACAAUGUGGAAUAGUUCUUUCUAUAGUUCUGCUUCUAUUCAGCAGUGUAUUAUGCAGACUGGCAUGUCAUUUUCUUUUAAAAUCAGCAAUUAAGGCCAGACUGAGAACAUUUGAGUAUCUUGCAUAUCAUGUUUUUGGUUCAGUGGGCAAACUAUUUGUUGAGAUUGGCAUGAUAGGAUUUCUAUUGGGGACUUGUGUGGCCUUUUUUGUUGUGAUGGGUGAUCUUAGCCCACAGAUUAUUGGCCAAGUGACUGAAAUAAAGAGCAUGGAAACUUUGAGGACAACAAUUUUAAUUGCUAUUGCUUUAUUAUGUGUUCUACCAUUAGGAUUAUUGAGAAAUGUGGAUAGUUUAAGCAGUGUUUGUAUUGCUACAAUAUUAUUUUAUGCUAUUCUAGUGUUUAAGAUAUUUUUGGAAGCUGCUCCUCAACUUUUCACAGCUAAGUGGUAUGAGCAUGUUGAUUUCUGGAGGCCUAGUGGAGUCUUACAAUGUAUUCCUAUAUUUUCCAUGGCUUUGUUUUGCCAAACACAAUUGUUUGAGAUUUAUCAAGCUAUACCAAAUGCCUCCUUGGAGAAAAUGAAUGAAGUUGUGAAGAUUGCUGUCAAUAUUUGCACAUCAGUGUAUAUUUUUGUUGGGAUUUUUGGAUAUAUUGCAGUUUCUUAUAAACCGGGUUUUAGUGGUAAUAUUCUAAUGGAUUUUGAACCGUCGAUGGUGACUGAAACAAUGAAGCUUGGCUUUGUCUUAUCAGUUGCUUUCAGUUUUCCAUUAAUUAUCUUCCCAUGUAGAGCAAGUUUAUAUUCGUUGCUCUACAGGCCAACUUAUACUGGUUUACACGACUCGACAAAUUUGUACAUUCCUGAAGGAAAGUUUCGCUUCUUAACUUUGAUAAUCGUAUUGGUUUCACUAAUAAUUGGGAUUUUAAUACCGAACAUUGAGUUGGUUUUGGGUUUAGUUGGUUCGACGAUCGGCAUUAUGAUCUGCGUCAUUUUCCCCGCGACUUGUUUUAUUUGUCUUACUGAAAAAAAUACUAACGAACGUAUUUUGGCGCAAAUUAUGCUAGUUAUUGGCAUCGGUGUAAUGGUACUGGGAACAUACGCCAACUUGUAUGCAAUUGAUCAUAUAGAGCCGAUUCCCAACUAUGAAAAGUUAACAUCAAGUGGAGUCAGUGUAAAUAUUAAUAUUAAAGAGAAAGAUAUUAACAAUAUAGGUAAUCUUGGUAUUGAUAAAGAAAUGCAGAUAAAAAUACCCGAUGCCAUUAAAGAAAUACGACACGAACCUGUUCAGCCUGAGGAACCAAUUGAAAUUGAAAAUAAACCCAAAGAUGAAGUCAAUGAAGUGAAAGCAGAAGAUCAUUUGCAAAAAGUCGAAACGGUUCCUAAAAAAGAGGAAGAAACCUUAGUAGAACCAAUUAAAGUAGAAGAAAGGAAGGAAAUACCUGGCGAAGACAUAGAAAAUAAAGAGAUUAAACUUGAUGAUAAAAAGGAAUUGAAAGAAUCAGUUGCUGAAGUAGACAUUGAAGCAAUUAAGAAAGAGGACCAAGAAUUAGAGAAGGGAAGCAACGCCAAAGAGAAUUGGGAUGCACAUGAACAGUUGGUUCAAGAAAAAAAGAAAUUAUUUGAGGAGAAUAAGAAGAUUAUGGAAGAAAUUAAAAUACAGCAAGCACAACAGCAGGUCAAUGCUGAGAAGUUGAAGGCAGUUCAGAACAUACAAAAUAUUGCGCAAAAAGCCAUCGAAAAAAUUGUAGAUAAUAAAAUGAACGACACGAAGUUAUUGCAAAAAGUUGAAAGUGAAAAUGUUGCUGAGAUUAAAAAUAUUGUCAAGCAAACUGACAAGAAGGAACGAGAAGAAUUGAAAGCUGAUGUUGCCGAUUCAGCAGCGAAGUCAAACAAUAUAAACGCUUCUCCAUUGUCAUAUCAAUUAGGAUUACAAAACGCUAAGGUUUCAGACAAAUCUAAUGCAGAUAACACAAUUAAUGAACCUAAAAGAAAUGCUAGUGUUGUUGACAUUAUUGCUGCACCACCAAAUACUGAAGUAAAGAAAGAUACGGACAUAAGUCAUGUAGAUGAAAUUAAGAAAGUGAUAGAUAUUGAGAUUUUAAAAAAGAAUUUCACAGAGUUCUUGAUUCGCCCCAAAAAACUACAAGUUGUUGAAGAAAUUAAAGAUAAUGGUGAAAAAACAAAAGUUGCUGACGUUGAGGCGCCAAUUGUUAAAGAAAGCAAAGAUAACAAGCAAGAGGCUGUUAACCCAGUUGAUGUCAAAGGAAACGAAGAUGGCGGACAUAAAAACGAUGACAAUUUAGAGCUACGCAGGGACAUUUUAUCAGUCUAGCAUAAUAAGAGGUUGAACUUAUCAAACAAAUCAGUGUUUGUAAUCUGUGAUUACUAAAUGGAGGCAUUAUGUAAAUAAAAAGAGUAUAUUAUUA
Molecule: messenger RNA, 2680 nt
Organism: Dalotia coriaria
Lineage: Eukaryota; Metazoa; Arthropoda; Insecta; Coleoptera; Staphylinidae
Product: putative sodium-coupled neutral amino acid transporter 10
Exons: 4
Coding region: 175-2586 (803 amino acids)
Biological process (GO): amino acid transmembrane transport
Molecular function (GO): L-amino acid transmembrane transporter activity
Source: RefSeq, a predicted model, not a curated record